AUGCUUUUUGAGUUUGACUGUGAGCUCAAGAAGCCUCCCUACGAGAACCUUUCGGACCUGUGUACGAUUCUCGUCAUUGCGGAGGAGGGAACCGACUUUCCUGUGCAGCGUGUGUUCGCCGCCAUCAACGCGGCGCUGCAGAAGGCGGGGGAGGACGGCAACGUUGUGGUUUUGGCAGCCCGGGCACUGGCCCUCAUUCUCGACAAGUUCUCCCGAAAGCUCCCAGCGUCGGUUCUGGCGGGAACCACAAGUGUGGUGGAGACCUGUUUUAAGAAGCUCUUUUCAUUUGUAAAGCAGUGCCCUGUAAGGCUGCAGUACACAAAGACGACCGAAAAGGAGCUGAAGGAGGAGUUGUUGGCUUGCCUUUCGCUGGCUGGUAAUUGCGAGGCAGUGGCCAGAGUUGCGCCCACCACGGAGGAGCACCUGAAAUUCUGUUUUAGCAGUCUGGACGGCUCCAAGUGGAUGGCGUGUAAAGUCUUACACCACUGCAUUGGUAUGAUGCGGCGUGGCGUGGUGCAAAAUGCGGGAGAUCAUGAAUUGCUGGUGCAGCUGCUGCAGCACCACUUGGGCUUCCUCUCCCAGCUUCCCAUUGACCACGAGUGGGAGGAGCUCCUCCGCACAGUUGUGGAGGGAAUAAUUACGUACCGAGCGUGGUGUGUGCCACAGUUGCCUUUGCGCAGAAAGCGAGCUCGAGGCGCUGAGGAAAACAACAGCAAAACGGCGAGGAAGGCUGAUAGUGCGUUUGAGGAGGCCUCACUGAAAAACGCUACAGAAGCCCUACUUGCGAUUGGGGAACGCGUCUGCUCCAGUGGAGUGUCUCCGUCGAUUGUUGAACUCACACUGGCCUGUGUCGCAAGUGUGGUGGAGGUCUCGUCGCCGGCUUCAGAGGUGAAUGCGAAGGCAAUUGGUUGGGUGACGAGGCUGCUGCAGCAGACUGCCGUCCCUAGUGCGGGGUAUUCCAGCCCAUUUGACGCCGACCCGCACUCCGCGGCCUCUGGAGACCGGCUGUGGACGGACGUCUCUCAGUCGUUGCCGAGCCUGCAGUGGGUUGUCCCACCGCUGGCUUGGAGUGCGCUGGUCCUCUUGUCAAAGCUUUGCGGUGCCGCCUUCGGGAUUCGCGGCGAACACAUGUGGGCGUUUCGCUCCGUCGAUGGCGAGUACUUUCCAUACCGGCGCGACGAUCGAGAGCAGCUGACGGCCAUGUUUUUUGCAGCUGGAGAAAGCGAUAGUGCCCCUGAGAGGCGUCGUAGGUUUGAUCUGCGCGCCAUGACGGAUAACCGGUCAUUCCCCUCGGCGCUGAGGCGGAUGCAUUUCCAGCCCGUGCCCAGCGCGUUUGUGUAUGACGAGAAGCUCUCCGUCCCACCGGCGUCUAUUCACAUAAAGAGCGAAGUCGCUGCCCUGAUUCAAGAUGCCCUGCUUCCUUUCACCUUUGGCCACUCCAAGACGGCCUCCCUGGCGCGUGCCAUACGAUUGUACGUCAUCUGCGGCGGGGCGCCUACCACCUCGGAGGACGUCGUCGUCGUUUUUCGAAGCCUCUCGGCCGAGCAGAGGCCGCGCGUGGUGGAGACGAUCUCCGCCGCGCUGCUGCAGCGCGACAAGGAAUGGGCGCCGGUUCUCCUGGAGGCCGGUGUCGCCGACGCACUCACGGCGCUUCCGACGUCUACGGCGGCGAAGACGACAAAGAAGGUCGCAGUUAACGCGUCGCCGACGCAGCACCGUCUCCCCGUCGCCGAGCUCAUCCGCUCCGCCGGAAGUUCACCGAAGGCGGCCCCGAUGCAACUACCGCCCUUGACAGAGCUCCCCGCGUUUUUGUCGCACGCGUCGCCGUCCGAGCUACUCGCGUUUGUUGAAGCCUUGGAUACUUCCUCCCUGCCGAGGCAGGAGUUAAAAAAGCUUUGUGCGGAACUUGCCGCAAACGACCCUCGCCAUGGCUUUUGGCUGCGGGACGCCGCCUACCACUACAUACUCCGUGCUCUGCAUACAACUGGUGUGUCCAAGCGACAACAGAAGGAUUUGCGCGACGCCUUGUUUUACAAGUGCUAUAGCGUUGGCAUCUGUGCCCCGGCGCAGGGUGAGAAGAGUCAGCUUUUUUGCCCCAAUGGCCACCCGCUUCGCGUGCACUUUAGUGUGGAUUGGACCUGCAACAAGUGCGGAAAAACGAAUGUGUUUGGUUCCCUUGCUUGUCGGGACUGCGAUUAUGACUUAUGCAUAGGCUGCACUAACAAGAAAAUUUCACGGGUAGACGCUAAUGUUUCCGCCAACGUAGGUGACAUUGUCCGCUAUUGGCGUGAGUGCCAGGCGAAGGGGGGCUCUGGCGAGGCUUCAUUACAGAAAAAAUUACAGCAUUCUCUUCUUUUUAUUUCUAAGGGAGUUCUUCCCGCCACCACUCCUGCCUCCAGGCUAAAGGAGGAGGAGGUGCACUUUGCCGAGGUGGGCAAUCCGUGCAAAUGCAACCUCACGGCUCCUUUGCUUGUUGCCAGUCCCGUGGAGCAUGCGGCUUAUGAGUCACCGUUGCAGGUCCUUCUGGGCGCCGUCGGUGCCCCGCCGCAGUGGGGCGAUGUGGAGUCUGCCAUUGUGGACGUCUUGGAGGCAUUUGGGGGGGACAUUUUUGAAAAAGGGCUUGCGGGCAUCCCGACGCGGGUGGCUCAGCUGCUUGAGGUGGCGUCCCCGUACCUUUCAAUUCCGUUUAAGCGUGACACGGCCCAUUUUCUCGCAGUUGGGUGCCGAAGAUUUGCGCUCUUCCAUUUGCAAGGUUUAGGUGCGCCGGUGCGGGGGAGCGUCAGCGGGGAAAUUGCCAGCAACGGGCUGCCAACGAAGUUCACAGUAAAUCGGGAAACAAACGCCAUGACGCAGGCGCUCUUCGACGCCUUUCUUCAGUACCCCUCCAUACGAAACAAGGUUGAGUUCAAGUUUCAGGGUGAGGAGGGCACUGGCGAGGGACCGACGCAGGAGUUGUACGCUGAGCUCUCGCAACGCUAUCGUGACAUGGCGGCGCUUUGGCAUGAGAGGGAUGAUGGAAGACGCGAGGCCUUUCCAACCCUUCGACAGGUGCAUGCCGAAGAGUUUUUCGUUCUCGGUGCCGCUUGUGCACGUGCAUUUGUAGACGACUACGUAAUUAAUGUGGACCUUCUCCCGCUGGCGUGGCCCUUUAUCCGUUCGGAGUCCGUCUCCUUAGAAGCCAAGUGGGCUCUUCUCGCAGAGUUGGAGCCGAGCCUGGUGAACGCGUAUGAUUGCACGCUGCGGGCGACCGACGCUGAGUUGUCGGAGAUGGGGCUGGAGGACGAGAGCGGCGUGGUCUUGACGGCCGCUACCGCGCAGGCGUACGUGGAGCGACGCGUGGAGGGGCAUCUGGUGCACGCAGCCUCAAAUCUUCGCUGGUUUGCCCUUGGGAUUUCCACCGUCUUCGACCUGCGUGCUCUUUGGUUUGUGUCGGACGACGACAUGAGUGUCAUCCUCUCCGGGGCCUCGCGGGAGGGGGCGGAGGGGCGCCUCUUCGGGGAGGAGGCGCUGCGCGCGGCGAUUGUGGAGGCCCACGGCUACUCCGUGGGGUCGCGGGAGGUCGCCAUGAUGGUUUCGCUUGUCGGCGGCGAGUUCACACGGGAGGAGCAGCAGUUUUUCCUCGAGUUUCUCACGGGCAGCCCGCGGCUCCCGCUGAACGGGCUCGCGGGGCUGGGGCGGAAGAUCACGGUGGUGCGCAAGGAGCUGGAGGGCCCGCGCGAGCAGACGCUGCCCUCGUGCAACACCUGCUUCCUGUACUUUAAGCUGCCGCCGUACACGUCGCGGGCGAUCAUGAAGGCGCGUCUCCUCACGGCGAUUACGGAGGGCCGGAAGAAUUUCAGUUUGUCGUGA
Messenger RNA from Trypanosoma conorhini, 3849 nucleotides. RefSeq names its product other hect domain ubiquitin protein ligase E3. Gene Ontology annotation, molecular function: ubiquitin protein ligase activity. Gene Ontology annotation, biological process: protein polyubiquitination; proteasome-mediated ubiquitin-dependent protein catabolic process. Bases 1 to 3849 code for a protein of 1282 amino acids. Lineage: Eukaryota; Euglenozoa; Kinetoplastea; Trypanosomatida; Trypanosomatidae. The transcript has a single exon. The record is from RefSeq and is a predicted model, not a curated record.